Amaranthus tricolor (Joseph's coat) is the source of this 614-nucleotide messenger RNA. RefSeq names its product flowering-promoting factor 1-like protein 2. The transcript has a single exon. The record is from RefSeq and is a predicted model, not a curated record. NCBI's taxonomy places the organism in Eukaryota, Viridiplantae, Streptophyta, Magnoliopsida, Caryophyllales, Amaranthaceae. Gene Ontology annotation, biological process: regulation of flower development. Bases 98 to 430 code for a protein of 110 amino acids.
UCUACUUAUAACUAAUUCAUCUUUCCUUUAUUCAAACCUCAACCCAAAACUAAAAAUACAUAUAAAUUAUAUAAAAGAAGAAAAAAAAAAAAGAAAAAUGGCAGGAGUAUGGAUGUUCCAAAAUAAUGGGGUGAUAAGAUUGGUGGAGAACCCACAAGCAGAGCAACAAGUAGUGAUGAGGGGAAGAAAGAAGGUUCUAGUGUUCUUGGCAACAGGACAAGUUAUAACUUCCUACCAUAGCCUUGAAGAAAUUCUAAAAAGUCUUGGUUGGGAAAUAUACUUUGGAUCGGAUCCAGAACUUAACCAAUAUCAUAGGAAGAAUUCCAUUGAUUUGAUUUCACUUCCAAGGGAUUUUUCCAAGUUUAGUUCUGUAUACAUGUACGACAUUGUUGUUAAGAACCCUAAUCUCUUUCAAGUUCGCGAUAUGUAAUAAUAUCCAUGGAUCAUGGACGACCAUGGACCAUGGAUGGGCUACGUACCCCUCAAACUUUUAAAUUAAGUAGCUAGGGUUUGUAUUUGUACGUGUUUGCAUGUAAGUAAUAAUACAUAUUUUAAAUACAUUGCCUUCUCUUAUAUCUUGUAUUAUUACUACCUGUAUUUCAGUUAUUUUGUCU